Messenger RNA from Centruroides sculpturatus (bark scorpion), 5529 nucleotides. Its product is annotated as vacuolar protein sorting-associated protein 13A-like. Gene Ontology annotation, cellular component: extrinsic component of membrane. The transcript has 37 exons. Gene Ontology annotation, biological process: protein retention in Golgi apparatus; protein targeting to vacuole. The record is from RefSeq and is a predicted model, not a curated record. The coding region runs from base 1 to 5529 and encodes 1842 amino acids. Lineage: Eukaryota; Metazoa; Arthropoda; Arachnida; Scorpiones; Buthidae.
AUGAAACCAGUUUCUGCAAAAGUGAAGAUGAUCUUCAACAAAUCUAGUGAAGCAAAAGUGCCAAAACUUCUGCUUGAUUUCUUAUUACAAGAUGCUGCUUCACAACUUUCAAGAGAACAGUAUAUCAGUAUAUUGAAUUUAAGUAAAUCAUUUGAAAGAAUGGAAAUAAACAGACGCUUUGCCAAAUAUCAAUGUAAUGUUCCUGUUCAUGGCCAUGCUAAGGAAUGGUGGCAUUAUGCAUAUACUGCAAUUGUAGAAGAAUAUAUCCGUCCUUAUUCUUGGCAAAGAAUUAAAGAACAUAGAAAAAGAUACAGAAGGUAUAAAGAAAUGUAUAAACAGAAACUUUCGUAUCCUACCAAUACUGAAAUUCGUCUUGAUGUGCAGCUUUUAGAAGAUCAUAUGGAUAUAGCAAAUAUUUUAAUGGCAAGAGAAGAAACAAAAUUAGAGUUUAUUAAAGAACAGCCAGAAAAAACAAUAAUAAGAAAAAGAGAUAAAUCAUGGUGGGAAUCUUGGUUUGGUUCAGAUUCUGAAGAAGAAGAAAAUGAGCUUGAAGUAUUGGGAGAGAGAGAAAAAAGUCUUUGGUCAAGACUUACACAAGAAGAAAAAAAAAAAUUAUAUGAAGCCAUUGGCUAUUUUGAUGAUGAAACUUUAGAAACUUCAAAACAAUAUAUUGCUCAUAAAUUAAAUUUUACUUUGGCAAACUGUACAUUUUCUCUAAUUAAUUUUGAUAAGGAAAUUCUUGUUAUUACAUUAACUCAAUUUGUGACAAGUAUAGAAACAAGACCUUCUAAUAAAGCAUUUAAAAUUUCUGCAAGAACUGAAAGUUUUGUUGUGGAAGGUGCAUCAAUAGAAAAUGAUCUUGUUCCAAUAAUGACAGCUGAUAAUAUUACAAGUGGAUCUAAUCUUGCUCAUGUUUUUGCAUUGGACUUUGAAAAAAAUCCCUUGCAUGAAAAAGCAGACUAUGGAUUAACAAUAAAUGCUGAACCAAUGGAAGUUGUAUACCAUGAGCAUGCUUUAAAAGAAUUAAUUGCCUUCUUCUACAUACCAACUAUUACUUUUGAAGAUUUUAAAAAAGUAACAACUGAAAAGUUACAAUCUUUAGCAGUUAUAACACGUACAGGAUUAGAAUACGCUGUUACAAAUCAUAAGACUGCAUUCCAUUUAAGUAUUGACUUGAAGUCUCCAUAUUUCGUCAUUCCAGAGCAUGGCUCACUUCAAAAAGCCGGUACAAUACUUGUUCUUGAUAUGGGCCGAUUAAUAAUAAACAGUGAUAUUCAACCUGAAUCAACUAUACUUGAGGAAGCAACAAAGAUGGAAAUUGAAGAAAGAUUGUAUGAUCGAUUUAAUAUAGUUCUUUCUGAUUUUCAAAUAUUGUUUGCUGAUUCAGGUGAUGAAUGGAGAAAUGCUAAGCAGUUACCUGAAUCUGAUAUUCAUUUAUUACCUAAAGCAAGAAUUCAAACACUCUUCUCCAAUAGUAUUAAAGCAGAGUAUAAGCAAUUACCUAGGCAAAAACUUAAUGUUUCUCUUCCAAGUUUUAAAUUAAAUUUAUCUGAUAGAAGGAUACAACUCUUAAUGGAAUUUGCUUCUAAUCUACCAAUUAUAAAAUUACAACAAAUAGGUUCAUUGUGUUCAUUUGAUGUUGUUGAUACAAUCACAGAUACAAAUAUAGAUAAUCAACAGUGCAAAUUAGAAUUAAAAGUAUGUGAAUUAAAAAAGAUAAAAUCUUUAAUAACAUCAGAUGCAUCAUCUAAAAUUGUCAAAGAUUCUAGAUCUUCAACAGAAAAUUCAGUAAUUGGUUCUGUUGAACGUUAUUAUUCAACUUCUGAUCAUUCAGAUGAAGAACCUGAAGAAUGGGCAAGAAAAGUUGAUUUACCAGGAUUUGAUGAUAAUAUUUCUCCAAGUAACACCAUCAAUAUUCUUUUACGUUUUCUUAUUGGAGAAGUGGUAGUUCAUUUUGCUCGUUCAAGUGAUCAUAUAGAUAAACCAUAUUUAAUGUUAAGAACUGAAAAGUUGUGUGUUGAUGUUGCAUUAAUGGAAUUUGGUCCAGCUCUUCAAGCAAGCUUGGGAAGAAUACAAUUGGUUGAUAAAUUACAUACAGGUUCAUCGGGGGAAUACUUAGAAUUGAUUAGUUCAAAACAUACAUCUGACAUGAUCACAAUUUUAUAUCGCAAGGUACUUGCUAACUGCCCUGAAUUUAAAAGUCAUUUCCAUCAAGUUGAACAUUCUUUAGUAAUUGACAUUACAACAUUAUACAUAAAUUUUCAUCGUGAAGCAUUUGUAACAUUGGGAAAAUUCUUACAAUAUGCACUCACAAAGAUAAUGCCAAAAGAUUCUGCACUGAAAACACUUUUACCAGAAAUUCCAUCACCUAAUAUUCUGAUGCUGAAUGAAGAAAAUGAUCCUCCAGUUCCUUCUGGUGCUACAAAAUUUAGUAUUUCAGCAAGGGUUGAUACUAUACAGAUAAAGCUAUGUGAUACAGAUAUGGAAUUGGCUGAUUUGAAAAUUGCAGGCUUUGAAUGUGAUUAUGUUUUGAAAGCCAAUGAAAGAAUCAUUCUAAGAAUUGAUUUAACAGAUCUUUCAAUGGAAGAUCUUAUGGAAUCUACUCUGUAUUCUAAGAUACUUUCGAUAGAAGAUGAUAAAGUAUUUGAUUUCAAGUAUGUUAAACAUAGUCCACAUCAUAAUGAAGUUGGAAAUGAUGAAACUGUUUCUCCAUUAGUGGCUAAUGGUACUCUGCGCAUUCGAAUAGGAAGAAUUCAAGUUGUAUUUUUAUACAGAUUUUUUGCUGAAGUACAGAGAUUUUUUGAACCUUUUAUUCAACCAGAAUUUACAUCAAUGGCUAAAAAGUCUGCAGAAAAUGCAUUACAGGAACAAGUACUAGAAUAUAAAAAGAGUGGUUUAAGAUUGCAGUUAUCAAUUGAUAUCCAUGCCCCAACUGUUUUACUUCCUCAAAAGUCAAGUUCACCUAAUUUACUUCUUUUGAAUUUGGGAGAUUUGAGUAUAGAAAACUUUUUUAAAGAAGUUCAGAUAGCUAACAAUCAAUAUUUUAUUGACAAUAUUCUUUUUAGAUUAAACUCUUUACAAAUGUCAAGAGCUAUUAUUCUUUUGGAUGGAAAUAUGGAAAACCAAGAGGCAAUUUUAGAACCAAUGAAAUUACGUUUGGAUAUAAAAAGAUCUUUACCUCCUUAUCAUAGGGAUAUAUUAUUUUAUGACAUAAGAGGUAGUAUGGACAUUAUAAAAAUGUCAAUUGGACAAAGGGAUCUCAGUACUUUGAUUGCUGUUUAUAAUGAAAACUUUUCUGAAGGUGAUUUACCAGAAACGUAUAAAAUAUUAUCAUCACCAACUUCACCAAUGGAAUCACAUACUCCAACUGUAAAUGAAGAUUCUGUAAAAAAACUUGAAGCAUUUUUAAGUAUAUCAAAUGAAGUUUAUAAAGAAACUAGUGUUACCUUUGUAUUGGAAGGAAUGUCACUAACACUUUAUACAGACAUUGAAGAAAUGUUUUCUUCACCAAUACGUGAUCCAAUACAUGCUCUAUCAAAAUUUGAACUAGAUGAAGUAAAUAUUUCAAUUGAAAUGUAUAGUGAUAAAGCUUUAGAAUUGAAAUGCACAUUGCAAGCUGCUACUUUGGAAGAUGUUAGGUCUGAAAGUCCAUUAUGUGUGAAAAAGAUAUUCCAGUCCUAUAGUGGAGAUUCGCAAAGUGGUGUGGCAGGAAUUAGCAUCAGUAUGCCUCCAAUGAUUGAUCUAACGUAUCGUCAUACAGGAAAUGGUGAUGCUGCAGUGGAUGUUCAUGUUGAAAAGACACGUUUAAAUGUGUCUGUUCCAUAUAUCCUUGCAAUAUUUAAAUACAUUUAUGAUGCAUUACCUGAUCAAUAUGGAAAAGAAAUUAAGAGUGAUGAAUUAGACCCUCCUAAUAUUGCAGUACAUCAAGGAAAAGUAUUAGCUAUUGGACAUAGGAGAUUACCAUCAGAUAGCACAAGUGGAUAUCAUUCUACAGCCAGUUCUCAAGAAGAUACAAGGAGUCUUUCUGUAUCAAUUAUUCUUAGAAAACCAGAAAUUGUUUUAUUUGCCAAUCCAUUGGAUAUUAAUAGCCAAGUUUUAGUGCUUAAGACAGAUAUUAUGGUGGACUAUAGCAAGAAUAUGGGACAAGAUAAUAUAAUGGCAACUGUUGCAGGACUUCACAUUUUAUCCUGUACUUACAGUAAGAGAAAACAAACUUUAUGUACAGUUCUUUAUCCAUGUGAAGUAGAAUUUUCAAGAAGCCAAAGACUUUCAGAAGAUGAAAUCAAAAUGACAGCAAGUCUUAGUUGUGUUGAUUUACAUUUAUCAACUCCUAUCAUUUAUACUAUUCGAAAUGUGGUGGAAGAAUUGCUCUCUAAUAUUCAGAAUAAAGAUAGCAAGGAAAAAAUGACAAGUAAACAUGAAUAUAAGGAAUUACAGGAUCUAUGGUCACCAAAAGUAAUUACACCUAAUAAAUGGAUGGUUUACACAGGAAAUGAAAGUGAAAUUAUUCGUCCAUCAUAUCCAUCUACAAAAUCACAAGAAGUAUUGACUAUUAGUGUUCCAAAUCUUCAAAUAAUGUUUGAAGAAAUUAAUGGUAAAAGAAAAGUACCAAAGUUAUAUUUUAAAACAUCUUUAUAUUCUGAGAUUCAUAACUGGUCAAAACAGCCUUAUAUGAAAAUGGAACUCCAAUUGGAAUUUUUAUAUUUUAAUCAAAAUAUUGCUGUAUGGGAACCAAUAAUAGAACCAGUUAUGGAAUCAGAAAAUUAUUAUCGUCCUUGGGAAGUUUUAAUUAAGGUGUUUCAGGAUCACAGCAAUCCAAUCUUUUGUUCACAGACAGAUAGAGAUGCUAUCCUGUUGUCAGAUAUAGUUGAUAGUGAUACUAGAUCUUUAACUUCAAGAGUUGUAUCUGAUUCAUCAUCUGGAGAUAAUGAUGACACUGAUGAAGAAAUGGGAAUGACAGUAAUUAGACACCAUCCUGUAGCACGUCCAAAAAGAUUAGGAAGUGUAAAAUCUCAUGAUUCUGGUAGUCUUGUCGCAUAUCCUCCAGAUUCAGAUUCUGAAAAUGAAGAUGGAAUAUUAGAAAAAAUUGCUUCAACAUUUGGUCAUUUAUUUUCUGAUGAAAGUAGUGAAGAAUUAAGUGAUUCUGAUAAUCUGAAUGAUACAGAUGUUAAAUCAGAUUCUGGAGAAACUGAGACAGCUGAUAAUGAAGGAUCAAUUGAAGAACAUCCUGUAUUUAUUUCAUCUGGAAAAAACAAAGGUAGAAUGUAUGAGGAUGCUGUUGAUUCUAUCCUAAAUCAAAGAGUUGAAACUUUAGCAACUUAUGUUGUCAUUGAUUCAAAAGAUCAUUUAGAUAUUAAUUUUACUCCCACCGGUAUGAAAGUAAUUCAAGAAAUAAUUGAGGAACCAAUUGCAUGGCAUAAUCUGAAUGUUGAAGUGGAAGACAUUGCUGAAUUAGUGGAUUAUCCCGAUGGAGAACUAACAAAUGAAGAUUUAAUAGAGUUAGAAGCGAUGCAGUAUUUGGAAGAGUAA